This is a messenger RNA of Emericellopsis atlantica, 1808 nucleotides long. RefSeq names its product putative acyl-CoA dehydrogenase. Lineage: Eukaryota; Fungi; Ascomycota; Sordariomycetes; Hypocreales; Bionectriaceae. The record is from RefSeq and is a predicted model, not a curated record. Gene Ontology annotation, molecular function: flavin adenine dinucleotide binding; acyl-CoA dehydrogenase activity. The coding region runs from base 354 to 1637 and encodes 427 amino acids. The transcript is spliced from 2 exons.
GUUCAUCCACCAAUGACAGAGGCAUCGGCGGAGCAGAUCAAGACCGGCCUGAGAUUGAUGUAGCACGAGGGAUGAUGUGACUUUGAACCGUUUCUUCAGAAAUUUUGCACUCUCGUCGGCUACUUGGGUGUUGAGUAACCGAGAUAUGGCUUACCCCAGAGUCCAAGACUCGACGCCCCCCACGACAAGCAACAGAUGAAUCGGCUUCUCCAGAGCACAUCUCAUCUCGUCGCCAACAACAUAUGAAAUUCGCAAGUCAAAUGUAGCUGAGUGAGGUGGCAUCACGCUCUGGUAUAGUGUCAUGCCAACUUAUGUGAGAAGACUCACAAUUUGAACUCAUCGCAAAUCACGAGAUGUCUCGCGUCAUGGUUCCACAAGCAGCGUGGCGGCUUGUCAGCCGCCGCAACUUCUCAACCACGCCUCGUCAUCCGAUCAUGGAGACUUCCGCGUUCACCGACACCCAACUUGAUGUGCGCGAGGCCAUCACGUCUGUGUGCAGCCAGUUCCCAUCCACCUACUGGCAGGAGCGCGAUCAAUCACAAACGGACCCAAGCGACUUCCACGCCUCUCUCGCCAAAGGAGGAUGGCUGGGCAUCGCGCUCCCCGAAGAGCUUGGCGGCUCGGGCCUGGGGAUAUCAGAGGCCACCAUGAUGAUGCAGACCAUUACAGAGUCCGGCGCUGGCAUGGCUGGUGCGCAGAGCAUCCAUGCCAACGUGUACGCCACUCAACCAUUGGCCAAGUUUGGGAGCAAGGAGCAAGUAGAAGAAACAAUUCCCAAGAUAAUCUCUGGCGAGUGGCGAGUCUGCUUUGGUGUCACUGAGCCGAAUUCUGGUCUGGAUACGCUGCGCCUCCGCACAGCAGCCCGCAAAGUUGACGACAAGACAUAUGCCGUCACAGGACAGAAGAUCUGGAUCACCUGCGCGCAGGUCGCCCGGAAGAUGAUGCUGCUCGCUCGAACAACGCCACUCGGGGACGUGAAAAAGCCGAGCGAGGGACUUUCCUUGUUCUGCAUCGACCUCGACCGCGAGCAGGCGGGCCUGGAUAUGAAGAAGAUCCAGAAGAUGGGUGGGCGGGCUGUCGACGCGAAUGAGGUGUUCUUUGACAACUAUAAGAUCCCCUCCUCGUCUCUCAUCGGAGAGGAGGGCAAGGGGUUCAAGCUCAUUCUGCACGGGAUGAACGCCGAACGCUGCCUCCUGGCAGGCGAAGCGCUAGGCUUGGGCUACGCCGCCCUGACACGGGCAGCGGGCUAUGCGCGCGAGAGGACGGUCUUCCAGCGACCCAUUGGGCAGAACCAAGGGAUCGCGCAUCCCCUCGCGGACGCGUACAUGCAUCUCGAGGCAGCGAAGCUGGCCACCUACCACGCGGCGCGUCUCUAUGACAAGUCCAAGACGGACGACAGUAUCAGCCAGGACUCGAUUGGUGUCGCGGCGAAUAGUGCAAAGUAUCUCGCGGCGGAGGCUGCGUUCACGGCGUGUGAGCGAGCGGUGCUGACGCAUGGCGGCAUGGGGUACGCGAGUGAGUAUGAUGUCGAGCGGUGGUUCCGCGAGUGUCUGGUGCCCCGGAUUGCGCCUGUGAGCCGGGAGAUGAUUCUGAACUAUAUCGGUGAAAGGGUGCUGUCGUUGCCACGAAGUUACUGACGGAUAGAUGUAGCAACAGAUUGGCAACUCCAGGAGUUCCUCAUAUCUAGUAACCUGUAAAUUGUCGUCGCUGUUUGCGUGCCUUUCGUUGGCAAUACAUGUAGCUUCUUCGCUGUGAUUUUGCGACUCGUGUCUCUUAAAUGCUGUGAAUUUUCGUGAUGAAUCACCAGA